AGCGAGUGAGGAGGAGCGGCGAGCAAUAGCGAGGAUCUACACGGGCAAAAAGUUGAUCUUUUCAUCCAGCGUGCAAGUGCAUCCAAUCCACGGAGGAGAGACGAGAUGGCAGCCCAGACUCAGCAACCUCACCUGCACCUGGCCGAGCUCACAGCCGCCCAGUUCAUCGACAUCUGGAAACACUUUGAUGCGGACGGAAAUGGCUACAUUGAAGGGAAGGAACUGGAAAACUUCAUUAGAGAGCUGGAGUUAGCGAGACGAGGAGCAGGCGUGGAUCCUUCACACGCUGUGUUCAAGGAGAAGAUGAAGGAAUUCAUGGCCAGUUUCGACAAGAACUCUGAUGGGAGGAUUGAGAUGACAGAGUUGGCUCAGCUUCUGCCCACAGAAGAAAACUUCCUGCUGUGUUUUAGAGAGUUUGUGGGAUCCAGCACUCAAUUCAUGGCUGCUUGGCGGAGGUAUGACACUGACCGGAGCGGAUACAUUGAGUCGAACGAACUGAAGGGCUUCCUGACAGACCUGCUGAAGAAAGCCAACACAAGCUAUGAUGAUAAGAAGCUCAACGAGUACACACAGACUAUUCUAAGGAUGUUUGAUCUGAACGGCGAUGGGAAGCUCGGCCUCUCUGAGAUGGCAAGGCUCUUACCCGUACAGGAGAAUUUCUUGAUGAAGUUUCAGGGCAUCAGGCUCACAGUCAAGGAAUUUGACUCACUCUUCACAUUCUAUGAUAAGGACGGUAAUGGCUACAUUGACGAGCAGGAGCUGGAUGCUUUGCUAAAGGAUCUUUCUGAUAAAAACAAAAUGGAUGUGGACGUCACAGGACUUUCAGGGUACAAGAAAAGCAUCAUGGCACUGUCAGACGGAGGGAAACUGUAUCGCACUGAGCUGGAGAUAGUCCUCUGCAGGGACUCUGAGCUGUGAGCCCGCCACCCUGCCAACUCCCACUGCCUCCGUCCUACCUCCUCCUGUAACCUGGUGCAUGUAAGACUUGCUUCCACUGCUAGAGAGAAAACUAAAAGUGCUCCGAAAAGCACUCAGUCAACUGCUGGCCCUUAUGUUAAAUCUUUUUGACAUGGUGAACUAGCCCUAGAAAUUAAAUUUGUGUAUUCAACUGUUUUUAUUAAUCCCUAUUUUUACUCAUACGCUGCUAUUGAUAAACGUCUAAUCCACUUGAGAAGUUCGAUGAAUUGGAUGUCUAUCACCAUCAAUGGCAGCUCAUGAGUUAUUUUGCAUUAAGCCAUCAAUCCCCUCUCCCCACUCUUAAUACGUCUGUUUAUGUAUUCUAUUUAUUUGAGUUGAAUUCAAGUCACUCUUGUUUAUUUCAUGAAGCUUGUACUGUUCUAUUAAAUAUAUUACCGAGAGAAUGAAUAAAUAUAACAUAAGACUCUUGCUCCAGUUAUUCCUCACAUUAAAGAAAUCUCCCCUCAAACAGCAGGAGGAUUAGUUCACCUUGCAACAAUGCAUUGUGAGAGAAAAUAAUUUCAUCCCGCUGGAGUGGAGGAAGAUUACAGUCUGGGCUGGGAAAGGUAACCGCGGCGGCAGCAGGAGUGAUAGAACUUCUCGGUCCAAUCUCCUCCUAACAAAAAACCCAAUGUAGGACUGGGAGCUCCUCCAUUUUUCAUGCCAUGAAAGCUUUUGUGGCGCUUUUAGAUAAAAGGGAACCGAGUGGGCAAAUACACCGAAGGAGGAUUGUCUCACAGCUCUCACUCCUACUGCAUGAAUACAAACAGAGUUGCAAUAAAACCUGAGAAAACAACUGUCAGUUUUUUAUGCAUGUGUCUAAAUACACAUUUUUUUUACAUGUUGUUUACACACCAACUAUACCUGACCCUUUAUAAGGCACUCAUUUGACUCAUUGGCUGCCAUUCACGGCACUAAAAGUCAAAUCCAUUUUGACUGGGAGGGGUUGGCAAAGGAAUGAUAGCUGCCAUCCCUUCCGGUCAGAUUAUAUAUAUACAUACAGGGUGUCCCAAAAAUGUAU
This is a messenger RNA of Corythoichthys intestinalis (scribbled pipefish), 1978 nucleotides long. RefSeq names its product calretinin-like. Gene Ontology annotation, biological process: regulation of long-term synaptic potentiation; regulation of presynaptic cytosolic calcium ion concentration. NCBI's taxonomy places the organism in Eukaryota, Metazoa, Chordata, Actinopteri, Syngnathiformes, Syngnathidae. Gene Ontology annotation, molecular function: calcium ion binding. The transcript is spliced from 11 exons. The coding region runs from base 106 to 918 and encodes 270 amino acids. The record is from RefSeq and is a predicted model, not a curated record. Gene Ontology annotation, cellular component: terminal bouton; cytosol; synapse.